Capronia epimyces CBS 606.96 is the source of this 1059-nucleotide messenger RNA. RefSeq lists its product as uncharacterized. Gene Ontology annotation, biological process: secondary metabolic process. Bases 1 to 1059 code for a protein of 352 amino acids. The record is from RefSeq and is a predicted model, not a curated record. Lineage: Eukaryota; Fungi; Ascomycota; Eurotiomycetes; Chaetothyriales; Herpotrichiellaceae. The transcript has 2 exons.
AUGGGCAAGUUGGAUGCGGUCCACACUUCUAAUGCUGCCCUGGUCCAGAGGCAACCCUUGGUAGCCGUCUUUUUUGGCGGUACAGGAGGCAUUGGGCAUGUCACGCUGCGUGCAUUGGCCACGGCCGAGGUCAAUAAUGGCGGCAAGGGGCUUCGGGCCUAUAUUGUUGGAAGAAAGGCCGAAGCAGCCAAAGAUUUCAUCGCCGAGUGCCGUGGCAUCUACCCUGGAGGUCAAUUCAAGUUUGUGCAAGCCAAAGACCUCUCUUUGAUUCGAGAAGUCGACCAGGUCUGCGCAGAUAUUCGUCGGAUGGAGGAAGAGGAAGAAGGCCAGGACGCGAGAAUCGACUAUUUGAUGAUGGGCCAAGGCGGCUCUAUCUUUCUUCCACGCAUUGAUACAAAAGAGGGCAUUGACCGUACAAUGGCCUUGAUGUACUAUUCCCGCAUGAGAGCGAUCAUCAACCUGCUGCCUUUGCUGCUCAGGUCCACCCUUCCUGCCACGGUCGUCUCCGUCUACGCGGCCGGAGCUGAAGCAAAACUCUUCCCAGAGGACCUGUCACUGCGUAAUCCAAGUCAUUAUAGUUACUCGCAAGCCAGAUCACACAUGGUGUAUAUGCAUACCUUGUUCAUGGAGACGCUGGCAGAACAAAAUCGUGGAAAGCUUGCUCUGAUCCACAUUUUCCCUGGCCUCGUGUUGGGACCGGGCUUCCAGAGCCCUGAAUAUCCCACAUGGUUCAGGGUCGUAUGGCGUUGGGUCUUCAUCCCCCUUUUCGGCCGAAUACUUACAGUGCCCCCCAACGAGUGUGGUGCUAGGAUGUUGUCUCUUGCGUCACCGCGCUACCCGCCGCUGCCAGUGGACGGACCCAAGAGCGAAGCAGGAGUGGCUGUAGGGACAGAUGGGAGGCCUGGCAGUGGUGUUUAUUCUCUCAAUUGGAACGCAGAGAGCAACCGCAACGGCAAAGCUUAUCAGAAAAUCAACAAGGUCGAGAUGAGAAGAAAAGUUUGGGACCACACCAUGAAAGCCUUCGAAGUCAUUGAAGCAGGAGGGGUGUUUACUGAGUGA